AUGGAGACAUUCUGCUUAUAAAGAAGGCCGCUGGGACAAUCCCCAACGUUUAUCCGAAGCAAUGGCAGUUGUGCUCCGUUGCUCCUGCAUCUUCACUUCUCCGAACCCUCGCCGAUCUCCACCGCCCGUUCCAUUAGUCAGAAAAUCACAUGGUUCAGGGAAGAUGGAUUCUCUUUCAUUUAAAGGGGAGAGGUUUGCGUUGUCCCCGAGAGAUACUUUUGAUGCACCAUCUGAGAUUUGCCAUAUUUUGCCAAACUUACAAUGUCAGGGGAACAUACAGUUAAGGACUCCAACAAUAGCAUUUGUUGUCAGUAAUGCCUUGAUUUUAACUACACCUUUUAAAGCUCUGGCAGAAACGUGUGAGGCUGAAAACUCUGCUUUCAACAUGAACAUGCCUUUACUCCUAUUUGUGGCCCUUAUAGGAGCUACUGUUGGAGGGUUGCUUGCUCGGCAAAGGAGAGGGGAAUUGAAGCGGCUGAAUGAACAGCUGCGCCAGAUCAAUGCAGCUCUAAGAAGGCAAGCCAAGAUUGAGUCCUAUGCUCCCAGUUUGAGUUAUGCUCCUGUUGGUGGAAGAAUAAUGGAGAACGAAGUAAUUGUUGAUCCAAAGAAGCAAGAGUUGAUUUCUCGAUUGAAGACCGGAAAGAAUUUUUUGAGGAAUCAAGAACUGGAGAAAGCAUUCAUGGAGUUUAAAACAGCUCUUGAGCUUGCUCAGAAUAUAAUGGAUCCUACUGAGGAGAAGAAAGCUGCAAGAGGUUUAGGAGCCUCACUGCAAAGGCUGGGCAAGUACCGGGAAGCCAUCAAAUACCAUUCCAUGGUUUUGGCAAUCUCUGAGCGAGAAGGGGAGGACUCAGGAAACACAGAAGCUUAUGGAGCAAUAGCUGACUGUUAUACUGAACUCGGAGAUCUUGAACGAGCAGCGAAAUUUUAUGACAAAUAUAUUUCAAGAUUGGAAACAGAUUAAAAUUUGCCUCUAACUGGGUGGUUUUUAUUCAGUAAUGACACACCGGAGUUUUUAAUGUUAGUUGAGUUUGCAGACAGCUGGCUAACAGCAUCGUAUUGAGGAUCAUUUCAUUUUUGUAUCUAUGUUGAAAGUCACUUAAUGCAGAAUAAUAUCAUUGGGAAAUCCUUUAUGGUUUCAA
Molecule: messenger RNA, 1139 nt
Organism: Carya illinoinensis
Lineage: Eukaryota; Viridiplantae; Streptophyta; Magnoliopsida; Fagales; Juglandaceae
Product: protein FLUORESCENT IN BLUE LIGHT, chloroplastic
Exons: 5
Coding region: 62-961 (299 amino acids)
Biological process (GO): chlorophyll biosynthetic process
Molecular function (GO): protein binding
Source: RefSeq, a predicted model, not a curated record